Messenger RNA from Lolium rigidum, 2358 nucleotides. RefSeq names its product F-box/kelch-repeat protein At1g55270-like. Lineage: Eukaryota; Viridiplantae; Streptophyta; Magnoliopsida; Poales; Poaceae. Bases 364 to 1617 code for a protein of 417 amino acids. The record is from RefSeq and is a predicted model, not a curated record. The transcript has 2 exons. Gene Ontology annotation, molecular function: protein binding.
UCACGCAGUCAGUAGGAGCUGAUUCUCUGUCAUGGUCAUGGAGAGGAGGAGGAAUACUAAUCCGGCCAUCACCGAUUCACCGCCGGAAUGACAUCUGGCAGUCAACACAACCAGCCCUACAACCUGCCCUCUCCGUGCGGCCGUGCCUCCUUCCGGUCAGCGACGCCUCCCUGCUCCAGCACUAGCUCCUGCGUCUCCGCCGACGACCAACGACCGGCUGCCGCCCCAUCCCUUGUCGCCACCAGAUCCACGGCAAGCCCCGUCGUCCUUGCUCUUUCCCCACGGGCCUCAGCAUAUCUACGCGGGCGGCGGCCUCUCUAUCGGCGGCCCACCUACCCUACCCGACCCUAGUCCUACCUAGCCAUGGUAGAGUCUGUGUCCUGCUACUGCAGGGUAGAUGGAGGCCUUAGAACUGUUGCCAAUGCUAGAAAGUUUGUCCCGGGUGCUAGGCUGUGCAUGCAACCUGACGUCAAACCGAACAAGCGCAAGUCAAAGAGCUCACGCAAGGAGAGGUCCCGAACUCAGGCGCCACUUCUUCCUGGCCUUCCUGAUGACCUGGCUAUUUCAUGUCUCCUGCGAGUUCCUCUAUCUGAGCACCCUAAUCUUCGUCUAGUCAGUAAACGAUUGAGCAGACUUAUGUCCGGGAAUUAUUAUUACUCACUGCGCAAGAAAUUUGGCAUGGCAGAAGAAUGGGUGUAUGUUUUCAAAAGGGACCGUGAUCAGAAGAUAUCAUGGCAUGCCUUUGAUCCGGUGCAACGGCUAUGGAAGUCGCUUCCUCCAGUUCCACCAGAGUAUUCAGAAGCCGUGGGCUUUGGUUGUGCUGUUCUCAGUGGCUGCUAUUUGUACUUAUUUGGUGGCAAAGACCCAACACGAGGAUCUAUGAGGCGUGUUGUGUUUUACAAUACUCGGACAAACAAAUGGCAACGAGCUCCAGAUAUGUUACGGAAGCGCCACUGCUUUGGCUCUUGUGUCAUAAACAACUGCCUCUAUGUUGCUGGUGGGGAGUGUGAAGGGAUACAUAGAACUUUAAGAUCUGCCGAGGUUUACAAUCCUAACAAGAAUAGAUGGUCUUGCAUUACUGAAAUGAGCACAGGGAUGGUGCCGUUCAUUGGAGUUGUACAUGAUGGAAAGUGGUUCCUAAAAGGACUUGAUUCCCAUCGCCAGGUCGUGAGCGAGGUCUAUCUGCCAACAUCCAACAUGUGGUCAACCAUUGGUAAUGAAAUGGUUGCAGGCUGGCGGAAUCCAAGCAUUUCUUUUAAUGGUCGUCUUUAUUCAGCCGAUUGUCAGGAUGGCUGCAAGCUAAGAGUUUAUGAUGGGGCCACAAGAUUGUGGACAAGAUUCAUGGACAGUAGGCGCCAUCUGGGUAGUUCACGAGGUUUUGAAGCUGUGGCUUUGGUCUCACUGAAUGGAAAGCUCUGUGUUGUCCGUAAUAACAUGAGCAUCACCCUUGUUGAUGUCUCUGAUCCAACAACUGUCAUUGAGAUUGACAGUGCCCGCAUGUGGGAAAUUUUUGCCCGGAAGGGCCAGUACAGGUCUUUCAUGGCGAACUUGUGGUCAGCAAUUGCCGGUCGUAAUUUGAAGACCCACAUUAUCCAUUGUCAAGUGCUCCAAGUAUGAGUAUAUCUGUCUGUUAAGUGGAUGCUCAAAUGUAUUUAUUUUUUGGUGGCAAUGAUACUCCGAUUUUGAAAGAAUCACUCAGUUAGAAGUUCAAAUAUGAGUACCAGUAAGACUGUACCCAGCAUUGUAGGAAAGGGACUGCAUGGUGCCAGAAUAAACAUCUAUUGGGUCCAUUCCUAUAAACUCUCUGAGAUAUUGACCAAGUUACAUAAUGUUCAUUAAAGAGGACUUCAGGCUUGUUUGUCUAUAAAAGUGAAGUGAGGGUAGUUUGUGAGAGGAACAGGAACCUUCCAUAGCAUCAAUAGUGUUUCCUUAAGUACUCAUGAUUUUCCUGAGCUGAUAGAUCAGGAACUUUGGUUAGUUGAUGGCGCCGACGAUAGGCAUCAGAAAAUGCACAUCAUCCUCAUAUUCAUGAAUGUGGUUUUCUUCCUUUUUGCCAUAUUAGGCAUGCCAAAAUAUGUAUGUUUUAGCAGCAGGCUAGACUUAAAAUGUAAGAAAGGAAUAAGAGUGUAUCUGGUUUGUGCCAAAACCAGCCCAACCAAAAGUUAGCUACCCAAGGUUUUGGUUGCCCAUGUGUUGGCCAAGGAUGGGCAACAAAAUUUUGUUUGGAUGAUUUAGGCACAAACCAAAGCACACCCAAAAUCUUAUGUGUGUGCUCUGGAAUCCUUCCUGUCUGGGAAGUUUGUGGAUGUAAUAUGGGUGUUAUGGUGGGAAAAGAUUAUCAUAUAGACAUUAUGUGUA